AUGGCUCGCCAACAAGCUCCUGUCAUCUGUCAAGCCACUCUGGGUCGAAGAUCCCUAGAGCUUCAACUUACUUUCGCGGCUGACGAAACCUCCCGUGAGGAAACACAGGUGGAUAGACCAGGGUUUCUGCAUAACUGGGAUUGCUCUUCCAGGAGGAAAGAUGUAGCUCCCACGUUUGGUCGGCUGUCUUGCCAUGAUAUGACUCUGAACUAUGUGCAGACACCCCAUUUGGUUGCUCUCCGUCAACUAAGCGAACUUCUUUUUGAUAUUGUUCCCACAACAGUUUUCCAAAAUCUGGACGGAAGGCCAACUACUCACGCAAACCGUACCGAUUCAGCUACUGAAACGCAAGCCGAGAAUUCUGACGUGGAAAUGGAUGAUCUGGAACGUGUCGUCAUUUUGCCUGACAGACCGGCUAGUAGGGAAUUCGCGGUAAUGCAAAGCUUGGAUUUGGGUGAAUCUCAUGUGGAUGGGGGUGUUGGAACUCGUUCGAUUCUUCUGACGUGUGGAUGA
Molecule: messenger RNA, 513 nt
Organism: Opisthorchis viverrini
Lineage: Eukaryota; Metazoa; Platyhelminthes; Trematoda; Opisthorchiida; Opisthorchiidae
Exons: 3
Coding region: 1-513 (170 amino acids)
Source: RefSeq, a predicted model, not a curated record